Molecule: messenger RNA, 2952 nt
Organism: Symbiodinium necroappetens
Lineage: Eukaryota; Dinophyceae; Suessiales; Symbiodiniaceae
Source: the annotation of a GenBank genome assembly
AUGAUGAAGCUUUUCAAGAGAGACUAUGGUUCGCACGAGUCGCUAUCCAGUGAUCCGGACCUGGAGGAUGCUAUGAAAGACCCAGAAUCCGCCAUCUUUGACAGCACAGCCUCACGAGAUCCGGCGAAGCUAGGAUUUCGUGGGGACUUCAUCCUGUGCAUGAUUGUCAUCCUAUUGUUCUCUGGACUUGUCGUCGGGCUUUGGUCGGAAAUGGGGUGCGGCUCUGUCUGCCUGCACUUCCUGCAGAGACAUUUCGCCGUUGUUUUCAUCUGUGCUGCCGGAUCUGCCGUGAUACUGGUGCUGCUGUACUUGCUAGACUUUUUUAUGCCUCCGCAUCUUCCUGGCGAGUUUUUGGUUCUUUAUUCUGGAGAUUCAUGGCUAGGGCGCGGGCUGCUCACUGCUGCGGUGGCUCAGAUCCUUGUGGGUAUCCUUUUCCUUGCAGACAGGUUUCCAACGGCUCCGCUGGUUUUGACAAUAUUUCUGUGUCCGACCGGUCUGAUCUUGGUGCGCCAGCUCACGAAGCCGAAGCCUCGUUUCCACUUGGAUGCGAAAGGCACUGCUUCCCAAGAGCAAAACCUCAAGGCUCGGCUUCGCAUGCUGAAGAUGGUCACUGGUGAGGAGAAAGAGCAGCGGAUCUUCUACAAAGCAGCCGCCAUUGCCUUUUUUGUGACUGCCUUGGUGUGUAUAAUUGUUUGGAUCCCUUGGGCUGUGACCACCUCCGUUCGCUUUGACGUCAGCACAGAUCCCGUCGAGAGAGAGAUGAACUUCGUGCGUUGGGCCACGCCGCUCAUCGUUGGCAUUUGCAACCUCAUCUUUGCUAGCUUUGCUGCUCUACGCGUGGCCCUGGACAAAACCUAUCAAGGGACGGAUCACAAUCGUGCGCAGAUCAUCCUCAGCUCGCGCAGUCACAUGAAUCGCGAGCUGAUGGAUUUCCGGAUCGCGAAGCUGCGAGUCCAGCUCGCUUCAGAGGACGCUGAUGUGGGAACACAGUUGCAGCGGACCCGCGACCGUGCACAGCAGUAUUUGAUCCAGCACACUGCUCACAUGAGGCAGUUGUCCAACAUCGUUCAGACAGUUGGCUGUGGGUUCAUCGCACUGCUGGGAGCCCUGUUCAUUGCCUUUCAGCUUUGGGCUGCUGACAGCCACAUCGCAGACAUGGUCCAGUGCUUCCUGGCGUUCUUUUUCUUGACAUUUCUUGCCUUCAUCUGCCUGUCCUUCAACCGGAUCUGGCAAGCCAUGAGCGCAUGGCUGCAGGAUUUGCCCAUGUGGAAGUCGAUGUUGGGCAUUUGCGAAUCCAGCUGGGCCCGUGCUGGAUUUCUGGUUCUGAUGCUGCCGCUGCUGCCGCUUGUGCUGGCCAUGUCAGCUGUGAACCAGGCGGUGCGAUCCCUGCGGGGCCUCCAUCCUGGCGGCAGAUGCUUGACAGAGCGAAUACAGGCGGUCUUUGCGCAAAUGGCACGAUGGGAGUGGGUUUCCAUUGCCUCCUGGGCUUACGUCAUGGCUGUAAUCCUGAUCUUGUACAAGAUCAUCCCGAUCUUUCUGAAUGUGCUGCUGGCCUGGCUCAAGUCUUUCGUGACCAACCUCCCAUUCCUGGGCAUCCUCGGCUUCACCUUUGGGGCUGGCAUGUUCCUAUUCAUGCUGCCCCCGGUUCCAGGACCGCCAAUCUACCUUUUCGGAGGCCUUGUCAUCUCCGGCCGCAGUCCCUAUGGCUUCUGGUGGGGCUGUGUCAUCUGCAUUCUCCUCUGCGUCGUGCUUAAGCUUGCUGCUUGUGCCAUCCAGCAGAAGAUCAUUGGACAAAUGCUGGGAAGUCGCCAGUCCAUUCGCCGCAUGGUUGGCAUUCACCGCCCAUUCAUGCGGGCGAUCGAAUCUAUCCUCCGAAGGCCUGGUUUCAACUUCGGGAAGUGCAUGAUUCUCUGCGGUGGUCCAGAUUGGCCGACGUCAGUGCUGGCAGGAAUCAUGCGUAUCUCCCUAAUCCAAUGCACUAUCGGCACACUGCCAGUGAUCUUCUCUACGAUUCCGUUGGCCCUGACUGGCAGCUUCUAUCUGAAACGGGACGAGAGCGAAGUCUGGGCGAGGGCCGGCAAUUUGAUGUUCUCGCUGACGGCCCUGGUCUCUGUGACUUUCUGGGCGGGGAUGGGCUGGGCGAUCCAGGAUGCAUUCGACAAGCUGAACGAUCAGAUCCAUGCCCCGAAGGUGGAGUUUGUGGAGUUGGAUUGGUUGGAUUACUGUGAGGACCGCAUCAAGGAGAAAUGUCAGCUGAAGGCCGGGGACCUCCCGGCUUUGGUGCGAUUCUGCCAUUUCGGCGGUGCCCUGCUGAUGGUCUUCGUGGCACAGGUUUUCUUCUGGAGGGCUGGCAUGUGCUUUGGCACCUUCAAAGUCACCGAUGACCUGGAGGGCUUGAAGUGGUGGCCGUGGAGUGAAGGUUCCGGAAAGCCAAUGAUAAACCAAUAUGGCCUAAGUGGCCUUUUCUUGAUACUUGUUUCUUUUGUGCUGCUGUUCCUCUCGCGUGCCUGGCGGGGCCGUCACAAUUCUCAGACGCGGGAACACGUCAUGAAGGAGCUUCGUGGAGAAGAGGAAGCGUGGAAGCAGCGAAGGACAGAGGAGGCUGAGAAUUGGGUACCGCCGAGAAGUGUUAGUGGAUCGCCAAUCAUUCGGAGUGCCUUGGCCAAGCCAAUGCCCGACUCGGACAGUGUGGUGAAUGUGGUGGCUGCAGCGUUAGAGGGUGCAGAGUUUGCAGAUGAGAAAGCGCUGACGAAGCUUGGAUUGGAGGAUCUGGAUCAGCCAAUGGAAACCGAGACACAAGUUCCCGACGAUGAGUCCUCAUCCUUGCCUCAGAAGCCCGCCAUGACCGCCAUCACUCCAGGUGCAACGGUAUUCGGUCGGCCUCCCGUGGAAAGCGAUGACAGCUCGACUGAUCCUGUGACGAGCCCACCACGCACAUCAAUCAGGCUUUAA